AACAAAUUUGGGCUUAAUUCUUCAACAAAAAACAACUCUAUUCUUAAUCGGGCCUUGGUGCAAAAAUCACCUAAAAAUCCACACGCAUAUAUCUUCGCAUCAACCCUAACCCUAACUUCCCUCCAUUUUUUCUCAUUUUCGCCGCUCAGCCCUUCUGAUCAAAGAAGAAGACGAAGAUCCGAAUAAGUCAGAGGGAGAGAAAAUGAGUCGAGGAGCAGCAGCAGGAGGUGCCAAGGGCAAGAAGAAGGGCGCAUCUUUCACCAUCGAUUGUGCGAAACCUGUUGAGGACAAAAUUAUGGAUAUUGCGUCACUUGAAAAGUUUCUUCAGGAGAGGAUUAAGGUCGGCGGUAAGGCUGGUGCUCUUGGUGAUUCUGUCACCGUUACUCGUGAGAAGAACAAGAUCACCGUGAACUCUGACAGCAACUUCUCCAAGAGGUACUUGAAGUACUUGACAAAGAAAUACUUGAAGAAGCACAAUGUCAGGGAUUGGCUUCGUGUCAUUGCCUCCAACAAGGAGCGCAAUGUCUAUGAAUUGAGGUACUUCAAUAUUGCUGAGAAUGAGGCUGAGGAAGAAGAUUAGAGCAGUAGAAAGAAGUUUUGAGCAAUGUUUGUUUUUCUUACAUGAGAUGUUAAUCUUUUUGGACGAAGUUAGAUUGUAUGUGUUUGACAUCUUAUCACUUGAAAUAUUUUGCCAAUGUUCAAUAUGGUUAUUGUUUAGAACGGCUAUUAGCCUGUUUGAUCUUGUUUUCAAUAUUAGUUUCUGGAAUGCAAAUUAAAUUAUACA
This is a messenger RNA of Spinacia oleracea (spinach), 784 nucleotides long. Its product is annotated as 60S ribosomal protein L22-3. Gene Ontology annotation, biological process: cytoplasmic translation. The transcript is spliced from 3 exons. The record is from RefSeq and is a predicted model, not a curated record. Gene Ontology annotation, cellular component: ribosome. The coding region runs from base 203 to 580 and encodes 125 amino acids. Gene Ontology annotation, molecular function: structural constituent of ribosome; RNA binding. Lineage: Eukaryota; Viridiplantae; Streptophyta; Magnoliopsida; Caryophyllales; Amaranthaceae.